Molecule: messenger RNA, 1419 nt
Organism: Dichotomopilus funicola
Lineage: Eukaryota; Fungi; Ascomycota; Sordariomycetes; Sordariales; Chaetomiaceae
Exons: 1
Coding region: 1-1419 (472 amino acids)
Biological process (GO): transmembrane transport
Cellular component (GO): membrane
Molecular function (GO): transmembrane transporter activity
Source: RefSeq, a predicted model, not a curated record
AUGUCUACGGGAACCAAAUACCAAGAAUCUAUCUUCGACCGCUUAUUCGCGGCACUUGAUCUCGGACCGGUAUCGUCUUCAGAUAAUCAGGGGUACCAAUCGUUGCGCACCGACGACGACGACGAUCACCACGAGAACCACGCCGACACCAGAGCAAUGGCUGCUGGCGAACCCGAAGCCCAGCCCACGGCGGCCGGCGAGGCCGUCAUCACCAAGUAUCCCAGUGAGGCCAACAAGGAUACCACCAUCAACCAACACGGCUCCGCGGCCUCGUCCUCUUCGUCCCACUCCCCCGAUGCCGAGGCCGAAGCCGCCGCCGUCGAGGCCGGCCUCUCGCAGCUAGAGGCCCGCAACGUGCACUGGUACUCGUACCUCCUAACCGUCGACUUCUGGGUGAUCAUCGCGAUCGGCCAGAUCCUCUCGCUCUGCAUCACAGCAACCAACACCUUCACCAGCUUCCUCGUCAGCGUCAACACCAACAUCCCCGCCUUCCAAACCCUCUUCAACUACGCCCUCCUCGUCCUCAUCUGGCUCCCCCUCACCCUCUACCACUACGGCCCCCGCAAGUGGUUCCGCAUCGUCCUCCGCGACGGCUGGAAAUACUUCAUCCUCUCCUUCCUCGACGUCGAAGGCAACUACUUCACCGUCCUCGCCUAUGGCUACACCAACAUCCUCUCCGCCCAACUCAUCAACUUCUGGUCUAUCGUCUGCGUCGUGCUGCUGUCCUUCUUCCUGCUGCGCGUGCGCUACCGCCCCCUGCAGAUCCUCGGCAUCCUGCUCUGCUGCGGCGGCAUGGGCCUGCUGCUUGCCAGCGACCAUAUCACGGGUUCCAACGGCGGCGCGGGUCCCAACAUGCUCAAGGGGGAUUUGUUCGCCCUGCUGGGAGCUACGCUGUAUGGUGUCAGCAACGUGUUUGAGGAGUGGUUUGUGAGUAAGCGGCCGGUGUAUGAGGUGCUGUCGUUCUUGGGGAUCUUUGGGGUUUGCAUCAACGGUGUGCAGGCGGGUAUCUUUGAUCGGCACUCGUUUGAGGGCGCGACGUGGAAUGCGCAGGUGGCGGGGUGGUUGAUUGGGUAUACGCUGUGUCUGUGUCUGUUUUAUUCGGUGGCGCCGCUGAUUCUGCGGAUGGGCAGCGCGGCGGUGUUUGAUGUCAAUCUGCUGACGGCGAACUUCUGGGGUGUCAUCAUUGGCACGCGGGUGUUUGGUUAUGUUGUGCAUUGGAUGUAUCCUAUUGCGUUUGUGCUGAUCAUUAUCGGGCUGGUGGUGUAUUUCCUGGCUGGGAGUAUCCUGGGUGACUCGAAGAAGCCGUGGUUGGGGGAUAACCAGAAAGAGGGUGUUGCGGGCCUUGGGACGGCCAAGUUGAAGGCGAUUAAUGAGGCUAGGAGGAAGGGUUUGGCCGGGGGUGCUGAGGGGCAGGCGUAA